Messenger RNA from Aplosporella prunicola CBS 121167, 1380 nucleotides. RefSeq lists its product as uncharacterized. The coding region runs from base 65 to 1330 and encodes 421 amino acids. The record is from RefSeq and is a predicted model, not a curated record. Gene Ontology annotation, biological process: lipid homeostasis. Gene Ontology annotation, cellular component: endoplasmic reticulum; membrane. The transcript has 2 exons. NCBI's taxonomy places the organism in Eukaryota, Fungi, Ascomycota, Dothideomycetes, Botryosphaeriales, Aplosporellaceae.
CUUCUCUCUUCCUCUUUCUCACUCUGCCCGUCUCCCAACACUCGCAUCACCGUCACCGCAAAUCAUGUUAGACCCCUUUCCUUUCGCCGCACCCGCCGCGCUGCAAACCGCCGUCCAGCCACUCGCCGACUACUUCUCACUACAGACGCUACCCUUGCACAUCCACGAGGUGCUCUUCGCAUUCGCGCUCUACCACAUCACAUACGCGAUCCUCUCGCCGACGCUGUCGCGAUGGCUGUUCCCGCGCAUCUACCCCGCGCUGAACAAGCGCACGCAGCUCAACUGGGACGUGCACGUCGUGUCGCUGGUGCAAUCGACGCUGGUGAACGCGCUGGCGCUGUGGGUGUCGGCCGUCGACGACGAGCGCGGCGACAUGAACUGGGUCGGGCGCGUGUGGGGCUACACAGGCGCCGGCGGCCUGGUCCAGGGUUUCGCGUGCGGCUACUUCCUCUGGGACCUGUGGAUCAGCUUGCGCUAUGUGCGCAUUUUCGGCGUCGGGCUUCUCGCGCACGCCGUCAGCGCGUUGGCUGUCUUUAGCUUGGGCUUCCGCCCUUUCGUCAACUUCUACGGCCCCACCUUCAUCCUCUACGAGCUCUCCUCGCCCUUCCUCAACGUCCACUGGUUCUGUGACAAGUUGAACCUGACGGGCUCCAAAAUCCAACUCUACAACGGCUUCCUCCUACUGGGCAGCUUCUUCGGCGCCCGCCUCUGCUGGGGCUCCUACCAAUCCUACUCGGUAUUCAAGGACGUGUACCGCGCGCUCUCAGCCAGCGACGCCCUCAACGACAGCAUCACCAACCUCGACCACAACCUGGCCCUAAACACCGGAAUAAUGCGCUUUGCGCCCUCGUCGGCGGACGAGCUCGCCAUCCCCCUCUGGCUCGCGGCCGUCUACCUCGCCGCCAACCUCACCCUCAACGCCCUGAACUGGUACUGGUUCAGCAAGAUGAUCGAGACAGUGCGCAAGCGGUUCGCGCCGCCCCUCGGUACCAAGAAAGAGCACGCCGCCCCCGCGGCCAUCCUCGACGCCGACGCCAAACCCGCCGUCGCAACCGCCACGGGCUCAGAUGCCCUCUUCCCCGCGCAAAAACGUCACACCACCCCACUCCGCCGCGCCAGAGAUCCCGUCUUGAUCGAAGGCAUCGAUCUUGACACCGACAAUGAGGUCCCGCUCGAUGCGUCGCCUGAGGUGUCGCCUGAGGCGGGGCUUGUUGGAGCUGAGAUUAAGCAAGAGGUCCUAGUCGCGCGGGGCUUGACGGAGGACGGACGGCGCUCGGUCGAGGUGCAGCAGACGAGGACGAGGACGCUGCGGCCGAGGCGGAGGGGGUAAGGGUAGAUGAGUCUGUGUGUAGAUACGUACGUACGUAUGUUGACGUGAGC